Molecule: messenger RNA, 546 nt
Organism: Soboliphyme baturini
Lineage: Eukaryota; Metazoa; Nematoda; Enoplea; Dioctophymatida; Soboliphymatidae
Source: the annotation of a GenBank genome assembly
AUGGUAGCCCAAUUGGGUCAAACGGUGAUCGCGGACACGGAAAGCGAGACGGACACCGAAAAGGAAAAUUGUCCUCCUGCCUGCGCGGGGUCUUCAGAUAGCGGAAAUGACAGGUCCUCUGGCUGCGAUGCAGGAAGAAACGGGCUUAAUGAAAAGCUUAGGAAUGGCGAUGGCGAGGGAGUUCCGUUUUUUCACUCUAGUCGUUUUUCUAAUGUACCGCCGACCGUUUACUUCCCAUUUCCGCCGGAUAAAGAGACGGCGCACUGGAUAGGCUACUGGGGACGCCACCUCAGCACUUCUGACAUGAAGGACAUAUUUCCAUAUCAAAAGGUGAAUCAUUUCCCGGGCAAUUUCCAAAUCGGCCGAAAAGACCAUCUUUGGAGAAAUUUCUCAAGGUUCAGAGCCAAGUACGGCAAUGACGUGUUCAAUUUUUUGCCUGAAACAUACGUCCUUCCAAAGGAUCUUAGGAAACUGAAGUUCGCCAUGCGAAAAGAGCUAUCACCUUGCAUCUAUAUCCUGAAACCGGUAAGAUUUUUCAUCCACGGC